Tarenaya hassleriana is the source of this 1984-nucleotide messenger RNA. Its product is annotated as microtubule-associated protein TORTIFOLIA1-like. The transcript has 7 exons. Gene Ontology annotation, cellular component: microtubule. Lineage: Eukaryota; Viridiplantae; Streptophyta; Magnoliopsida; Brassicales; Cleomaceae. The record is from RefSeq and is a predicted model, not a curated record. The coding region runs from base 1 to 1683 and encodes 560 amino acids. Gene Ontology annotation, molecular function: microtubule binding.
AUGGCCAAGAACAUGAAGCAGAAAAUCUCUGUGUUGUUAUCCAAGCUUGCCGACAGAGACACUUUCGCAAUGGCGGCGAAGGAGCUCGAGACUAUUGUCAGAGGGAUUGAUCCCUCCGCCGGAAACCUCCAGCCGUUUAUCUCCGUCAUACUUUCCACCGAUGCCGGAGAUAAACCGGCGCCGGACUCUUCCAUCCGUUCCACAUGCGUCGCGGCCGUGUCGGCGCUCUCUUCCCGGACGACAAAGCCGCCGUUUGAUUCGGCGUUCCUGAAGCCAUUGUCUGAUGCGCUCUUCACUGAGCAGGAGACCAAUGCGCAGACCGGGGCUGCUCUGUGCCUCGCGGCGGCGAUCGACGCGGCGCCCGAUCCGGAUCCGGGUCGGCUCGGGCGGGUGCUGAUGCCGAGACUGGAGAAGCUGGUGAAAUGCGACGCGUUCAAGGCGAAGGCCGCGGGUUUGGUGGUGAUCGGAAGCGUGAUCGGCUCCGGUGGUGUCGCUGGAGCAGCCAUCGGAUCCGGCGGAUUGAAGGGUCUGGUGGACUGUUUGUUAAGUUUCUUGGGUAGUCAGGAUUGGGCCGCGAGGAAGGCUGCGGCCGAAGCUUUGCGGACAUUGGCGGCGAUGGAGAGAGAUGACUUAGCUGAGUUCAAGAUUAGAUGCUUGAAGAUAUGCGAAAGCAGAAAAUACGACAAGGUGAAAGCUGUAAGAGAAGCCAUGAAUCAGAUGAUUCAGACUUGGAAACUUGUCCCUGAUAUCUCCGAGGAGGUUUCUCCACCCAGAUCGAAUGCUUCUUCCAAAGAUGGUGAUGCAAGAUAUAGGCAAUACCCUUCUGGAUCUAAAGUUGCUUCAACCCCAGGUUUCGAAUUUGCUAAAACGAGCAGAUCGACUCCACCCGAGAGUUCCAUAGCCACCACGACUAGGCGAAGGACCACCAUGAGGAUCACCGAGAAGAAAACCGGUCCAGUAUCGAAUACGAAACCAAAUAUAAGGAGAAGGUUGGACUGGAAAUCUGGAGCUAAUACUAUUCCUACCGUUCCGCCGGUUGAUGAAGAGAACGAUCAUGAUGAAAAUGCAAAGGAAACAUGUCGAAUCCAUCAUGAGAAGAUGCAGAGGUUAAGUGGUGAAAGCUCUAGAUUUUCUGCUACAACAGGACAUGUCUUGUCUGAAAACCAGAAUAGUAACUACAACAAGGGCUUUGAAGAUUUGUCUUUGAUCCGUAACCAGCUUGUUCAGAUUGAACACCAACAAUGCAGUCUAAUGGAUGUCCUGCAGAGAUUCAUAGGCAGCUCCGAAAACGGCAUGCGUGCUCUGGAAACACGAGUUCACGGCCUCGAACUAGCGUUGGAUGAGAUCUCGUAUGACUUGGCGGUAUCGAACGAUAGGAUGACUGCUGGUCCAGACAGAAGCCAUUGUUGUCUGUUUCCUGCUGCAGGAUUUAUCAGUUCCAAAUUCUGGAAGAAAACCGACAACUCCCGGUAUCCAGCUUCGAGAUUGUCCACUUACGCAGGUACUCCAUCUGUUUAUCGGGUCAGCNGGAACGGAAAUGCACAAAGGGUCGGAGUUAGAGACUCGAGAAUGCGGCUUAACGGCAAUGCUGGAUUCAUUGUCAACCCGUUGGCUGAGAUUCCAUCUGAUUCUUCCGUGACAACGGGACCUGCAGAGCUUUCCCGUUGCAGGUCUGUGUCGUGACUGAGAGGGAGAAAGGGGAAGAAAGCCGUCGGUUCAAAGAAUAUCAGACAAAAACCACCAUUGGUACUAAGUUAUUUCAGUCAAACACUUGAAUUUCGAGCAAAACCAAAAAGGGUCGAGAGGAUAACACACACACACACGCGUGUACAUAUAUGUUUGUCUCUUUGGUGAGUUGAUGAUGAUUCUUCUUCACGUUUGCAACUCCGAUAUGGUUAGUCGGAGAGAUCCAAUAGUAUGAUGAUGAUGAUGAUGAUGUGAUGAUGAUGAUGAUGAUCUUAAGACCAGACAAGGAUUAGAUGAA